AUCACGCUCACGCGCAGGGAGAAGCCUUCCUCUCGUGCGCUCCGGGAGAUUCCAGUGGCCUGGCAAUUAGUGACCAGGGUGAUACGGGGAACCGACACUCAAAUAUCCAGACAGCAACGGACGCUCAAUGACAAGCCGUGCAUUCCUGGGGAGGAACAACGCGCUUUUAGUGGAUCUACCAAAAUGCAGAGGAGUGGCAAGAACAAGUUAUUUCCUCUGAGCAUCUUUACCUUUCAGUGAACUCUAGCUAGUAAGGAGCAGAAACAUAAACACGGCGAGGCAGGAGACAGCUGCAUACACUUCUGCCUGCGGUGAACAGCACUGUCAGCUUCAGGAAACAUUCUCGAGAAAACCUGUCUACACUCUGGUGAGCUCACCUCUCAAGGGUCCGGGGCAUUGUGAACCUGACUGAUGUCCUGUCUCCAUGCCAACCGAAAUCUCAGGUCGUGAUAAACCUAAACCCUCCUGUCAGAAGGUGACCUCUCUGCCCCAAUCCAAGCUCUACAGGUUACUGACAGCACGGAGCGAAAAACCCCCAGCAUUGCUUUUCAUAUCUGAAAUGAAGCUCUGCCAUUUGAGCACGUUCUCACUUGAUAUACACAGACCUCCUCCGUAUCUGUCUGGAUUCUCCAGAAUAUGCCCGGCCUGCACGAUGGACUCCAACAGCACAGAGUUGGGCCUGUACUCACCAUCCGACGCCCUGGAAGUGGGAAUCUACCCGGCAUCCACUCCAUGGCCAUUGCUCCAGAACACAAGCCUCAUCAACCUCAGUGUUGUUUUCAAGCUCAAUGGGAGUAAUGUCGAGGUUGAAGGUCAAUCCUAUGAUCCUCUGGGCGGCCAUUCACUCUGGCAGGUCAUUCUCAUCGUUGUGUUUACAGGACUGCUUUCCCUUAUUACUAUUAUCGGCAACAUCUUGGUCAUGGUGUCGUUUAAGGUCAACCGCCAGCUCAAAACAGUUAACAAUUACUUCUUACUAAGUUUAGCCGUGGCAGAUCUCAUCAUUGGGGUCAUCUCUAUGAACCUGUACACUACCUACAUUGUCAUGGGCCACUGGGCAAUGGGAAACUGGGCAUGUGACCUCUGGCUAGCAAUAGACUACGUAGCCAGCAAUGCAUCCGUCAUGAAUCUGCUGGUCAUUAGCUUUGACCGGUAUUUCUCCAUCACAAGGCCUCUGACGUACCGUGCCAAACGCACCACCAGGCGGGCAGGAGUGAUGAUUGGCCUGGCAUGGUUUGUGUCGCUCAUACUUUGGGCUCCUGCCAUUUUGUUCUGGCAGUAUUUUGUAGGAGAAAGAACCGUUCCACUGGAUAAAUGCUACAUUCAAUUUCUCUCAGAGCCUAUUAUUACAUUUUGCACUGCAAUGGCAGCUUUCUACCUGCCGGUGACGAUAAUGAGUGUUCUGUAUUGGCGAAUAUACAAAGAGACAGAGAACCGUUCUCGGGAACUUGCAGGAUUACAAGGCUCGGUUGGAAGGUUCGGAGGUGUCGAGCGACCGCACUUCCAUCUCCGUGCCACUGGGGGGAGCUCUAGAAGCUGCAGCAGCUUUGAACUGGGCCAACCUGGCCACAAACAAAGCUCUGUUCAUGGCCUGAGUGGGCGAUUCCACUGCUGGGGGUGGAAGGCGGGUGGCAGGGAUAAAGGUGGGCCGCACCGGGAGGCAGAUCAGAGCAGCAGCGACAGCUGGAAUAACAACGACGCUGGACUGUCAGCCGACCACUCGGGCUCAUCUGACGACGACGAGAGCGCGCCAUCCACCACACGGGCGAUCUUCUCCAUCGUUCUCAGUCUGCCUGGCAUGAAGGCAGCUGUAAACUCCCAGGUCACUUCUUGUGAGGAUUUGGACACUGAGGAAGAUCCAUUACGGUCCCCUGUGGAGAACGAUGGCAGGGAUGGCAGCAUCACCCGCUCCAUCACCAACGGGAACAAGAGGUUUGUUGGAAGCAUGAGUAAAGUUCACUCAGUGUCUGCCAUACAACCGUCAAUGGAUCCAAACAUUGAUGGAACCAACACCACUGUCAAAUCCCCCUCAGCGCCUAUAACUUUCAAAGAGGCAGUCCUAGCAAAGCGUUUUGCAGCUCGCGCAAGGACGCAAAUCACCAAGCGGAAGCGUAUGUCGCUAAUAAAAGAAAAGAAAGCAGCGCAAACUCUAAGCGCCAUCCUUUUCGCUUUCAUUAUUACGUGGACACCUUAUAACAUUAUGGUGCUAGUAAACACCUUCUGUAAUGGCUGCAUACCUGAGAACCUCUGGGCACUAGGCUAUUGGCUAUGCUACGUUAACAGUACAGUAAAUCCUAUGUGCUAUGCCCUUUGCAACAAAACUUUUCGUACCACUUUCAAGAUGAUCCUGCUUUGUCGCUGGGAUCAGAAAAAAAGCAAGCCAAGCUUUCCACAAAGACAGGCUGUGAGAUUUCACAGGAGCAUACCGACAGACUCCACAUAGCAGCCUGGUGGCGAAGCUAAUUUGCUAAUGCUAAAAUGUAAGUUUCAAAGGGUGAUUCCUCAAGUAUCUGUACUAUAUAAUGAAGCUUUAAUGUGUGAGUCUCAAUGUAGAAGUGUAGACGUCAGUCACUUAUGAUUUGGGUCACUUGAUUGUAAAAUUUUAAGACACUGUGGUUUAGUGUACAAAGAGUUUCAGUGAUACUGAAGCACAACUAAGCAAGUGCAGUGGCCAUCAGUACUUCCUGUGGACUUUUAUAUGCCUUUUACUAAAUCAGCAGUGCCAACUUUCAGGAGUUCAGCAGCGACAUAUAAAAAGGACAUUUGAAAGGAGACUGUAUUUUGAACCUCAAAGAGCUGAUUGGAUGUGAUGAUCUCAAUUACUUGUUUGAAUAUUUUGGGGUUGAAUAUUAAAUAUCUCGUUUUUGUCAGUAAAACAGAAACUAAAAUGUGAUUUUUAAAAACGGUGAUGUAUAUCAAAGUAUUUACAGUGAAGAUAUUUCUUUUUCUAAGUGAACUGUGCUGAUUUCUGUGAAAAUGUGCCACACAGAGGUUCAGUGUCUUUGCUGUCUCGGUAAGUGUAAGUGUUCUAUUCAUAAACAGCACUUCCGUAAGCUGCUCUUGUAUAAAGCGUGGUUGUUUACAUUUGUUUUGCUACAAGUAUUUUAAUAGCUAUUAUGUAGGUUUUCAGUGCACAUUAUGUUUGUAUACUUUGGAAUGCCUUAUGUUUGGACUUUAAGAUUGUGCACUGAACAUACUGGGCUAGCUGUGAAAUCAUUUAUGGAACCUAAACAAUGUUUUUAACUGUUUAAUGGACAUUUAGAUUUUGAUAUUAGUGCAUUGGAACGUAAUUCCAUUUACAGCCAAACUGUCUGCUGUCACCACCAUGUUUGGGAAUGCCAGGCUUUAACAUUACGGGCCAAUUUAGUUUCCUAAAGCAGCUGCAGAUUUGCUUCACAAAAUACAGAC
Carassius carassius (crucian carp) is the source of this 3405-nucleotide messenger RNA. It is a transcript of the gene chrm3a, whose product is annotated as cholinergic receptor, muscarinic 3a. The transcript has 5 exons. Gene Ontology annotation, biological process: chemical synaptic transmission; saliva secretion; adenylate cyclase-inhibiting G protein-coupled acetylcholine receptor signaling pathway. Gene Ontology annotation, cellular component: synapse; plasma membrane; dendrite. NCBI's taxonomy places the organism in Eukaryota, Metazoa, Chordata, Actinopteri, Cypriniformes, Cyprinidae. Bases 425 to 2440 code for a protein of 671 amino acids. Gene Ontology annotation, molecular function: G protein-coupled serotonin receptor activity; G protein-coupled acetylcholine receptor activity. The record is from RefSeq and is a predicted model, not a curated record.